AUGGCCAAGAUAAACUCCUUUUAUGCCCUCAUGGUAGUGGUCUCAUUGCUCACGUCGCGGACGUUGGCUAAAUGUCCCGUGGCCAGUGUUUGCGCCAUUGCCCACGCGGGACCAUCAAUCGGCAGGGAGGUUGUGUACGAGAACACCAACUUUCACACCCACGCAGUGACACUUUACGUUACAGGGAAGCAUUCAAACAUAGCCGUGCUGUACUUGACAGAUGCCACCGGCAUUGUGCAACCGGAGAACAAGCUGCUGGCAGAUAGCUUCGGCCGUGCAGGAUACCUCACCGUCGCCCCUGAUCUGUUUAAUGGCACUCCAGCACCCGCGGGGAGAGAUCCGUACAACCCAAACUACAAUCAAACCGAAUUUCUAGCCCGUCACAACCCAAAAGUUAUCGACCCAAUGAUCGAUGCCACAAUCCGUUACAUUCGCAACGUGCUGGGCAUCAAUCGCAUCGUAGCGUCUGGGUACUGCUUUGGCGGGCGCCAUGCCUUCCGCGUCCUGGCUGAGGGCCGAGGCGUCAGUGCAAGCUUUGCCGCCCACCCGGCCCUGCUCCAGGACGACGAGAUUUUGGGAAUCACCGGGCCCGUAACUAUUGCAGCCGCGGAGAACGAUUUCGCCAUGUCAACUGACCAACGCCGCCAUAUCGAAGAUCGGCUUUUGAACACGACGCAGCCAUAUUCACUCUCUUUGUACAGUGGGACGGAACAUGGAUUCGGUGUUCGAGGCAACGUGUCGAUUCCUCAGAUCAAGUUUGCCAAGGAAGAGGCGUAUUUCCAAGCAGUGCGAUGGUUUGACUCGUGGGGAAAGGCAGCAAGGAAUCAAUAUCAUAUUACUGUCUCCACCAGGAAAACCACGAGCAUGUCUGACACGCCCAUCAUCAAAGGUCCCGGCUAUAACUUCACCGCCGACCCUACGACCUCCACCUUCACAGUUUCUCCAAAGUCGUAUCUGGCGGCCAAUCAAAAUGAGAAUUACAACGUGCUAGCGACUGGUUCUCUAGUGUUCGACCUCUCCACUCAGCCUGAACCUCGGAUCUUACUUCUCCAGCGAUCCCCUGGCGACAGCAUGCCCAACAGAUGGGAGACCCCCGGAGGCGGCUGCGAUGACGAGGACGAGAGCAUUUUGCACUCUGCCGCGCGAGAACUGUGGGAAGAGGCCGGCCUGCGGGCAACGCACAUCAGCGGCCCAGUUGGAGAACCUCACUUGUUCCGUAGCAGAUCCGGGAAGAAAAUCUGCAAAUUCAAUUUUCUCGUCCAGGCGGAGGUGAAUUCCAAGGGCCAUCUGGAGGUUAAACUCGAUCCAAACGAACACCAAAAAUUCGUUUGGGCCACCCUGAAAGAGGUCCAAGAAAAGAAGGUCAAUGACAUCGAGCUGGCUUUUACAACGGCGGAUACAGAGAACGUGAUACUAGAGGCAUUCGCCUCAAUCAACAAAGACCACUAA
This is a messenger RNA of Clonostachys solani, 1449 nucleotides long. The record is from the annotation of a GenBank genome assembly. NCBI's taxonomy places the organism in Eukaryota, Fungi, Ascomycota, Sordariomycetes, Hypocreales, Bionectriaceae.